UAAGCAGUUUAGAAUCUUAAGCAGAUGCAAAAGGAAUAAAGCAAAUGGGGAGAAAAAAAGGCCGAUAAAGUUUCUGGCUUCAAUACAAGAGACAUAUCAUUACCAUAUGAUCUAAUGUGGGUGUCAGCCGGAUUGUGUUCAUUGAGGGAAACCUUAUUUUUUAACCGUGCUAUGGAGUAGAAGCAGGAGAUUUUCAACCUAGUGACAGUCACAGAGCAGCACCUACCCCCUCCUCCUUUCCACACCUGCAAACUCUUUUGCUUGGGCUGAAUAUUUAGUAUAAUUACAUCUCAGCUUUGAGUGCUCCUGUGGCAAAUCCCCGGAUUAAAAGGUACCCUGGUUGUGAAAAUACAUGAGAUAAAUCAUGAAGGCCACUAUCAUCUUCCUCCUGCUUGCACAAGUUUCCUGGGCCGGACCGUUUCAACAGAGAGGCUUAUUUGACUUUAUGCUAGAAGAUGAGGCUUCUGGGAUAGGCCCGGAAGAGCACGCUCCUGAACUUCCCGAAUUAGAGCCCCUGGGACCAGUGUGUCCCUUCCGCUGCCAAUGCCAUCUUCGAGUUGUCCAGUGUUCUGAUUUGGGUCUUCCUCCUUCCCUUACUGAACUACAUCUUGAUGGCAACAAAAUCAGCAGAGUUGAUGCAGCCAGCCUGAAAGGACUGAAUAAUUUGGCUAAAUUGGGACUGAGUUUCAACAGCAUCUCUUCUGUCGACAAUGGCUCUCUGGCCAACACACCUCAUUUGAGGGAGCUUCAUUUGGACAACAACAAGCUUACCAAAGUACCUGGUGGGCUGGCAGAGCAUAAGUACAUCCAGGUUGUCUACCUUCAUAACAACAAUAUCUCUGUAGUUGGAACAAAUGACUUCUGCCCACCUGGGUACAACACCAAGAAGGCUUCUUAUUCGGGUGUGAGUCUUUUCAGCAACCCGGUCCAGUACUGGGAGAUCCAGCCAUCCACCUUCCGAUGUGUCUAUGUGCGCUCUGCCAUUCAGCUCGGAAACUACAAGUAAUUCUUAAGAAAGCCCUCAUUUUUAUAACCUGGCAAAAUCUCAUUAAUGUAAUUGCUAAAAAUAAGUAAAUAAAUAAAAGCUAGAUACUGGAAACCUAACUUCAAUGUGGAUGUGUUACCCACAUGACUUAUUAUGCAUAAAGCCAAAUAUGCAGUUUAAAUAAUUGCCUAUAAUAAAAAAAAAUACUUUGCCUGCCAUUUUCAGAAUCAUUUUUUGAAGCUUUCUGUUGAUGUUAACUGAGCUACUACAGAUAUUCUUUUUUCACUAAAUGUAAAAUUUGGAGUAAAUAUAUAUGUCAACAUUUAGUAAAGCUUUUUUUUUGAUUUUCAGAAAAAAAAUCAAAUAAAAAGAGUAUCAGUCUUCUGUAAUUCAUUGAACAAUCAGCUCCUUUGACAUAAAGUCAAAUGCCAAACACUUGCUCUGUAUUAAUCCCCAUUAUUACUGGUAAAGCCUCAUUUGAAUGUGUGAAUUCAAUACAGGCUAUGUAAAAUUUUUUGCUAAUGUCAAUCUUUUGAAAAAAUAAAUUAAAAAAUACAUUCAAAAUUA
Messenger RNA from Propithecus coquereli (Coquerel's sifaka), 1552 nucleotides. RefSeq names its product decorin (gene DCN). The coding region runs from base 365 to 1006 and encodes 213 amino acids. Lineage: Eukaryota; Metazoa; Chordata; Mammalia; Primates; Indriidae. The transcript has 5 exons. Gene Ontology annotation, molecular function: protein binding. The record is from RefSeq and is a predicted model, not a curated record.